Messenger RNA from Melanotaenia boesemani (Boeseman's rainbowfish), 2075 nucleotides. RefSeq names its product pseudouridine synthase 10 (gene pus10). Gene Ontology annotation, molecular function: RNA binding; pseudouridine synthase activity. The coding region runs from base 148 to 1788 and encodes 546 amino acids. The record is from RefSeq and is a predicted model, not a curated record. The transcript is spliced from 18 exons. NCBI's taxonomy places the organism in Eukaryota, Metazoa, Chordata, Actinopteri, Atheriniformes, Melanotaeniidae. Gene Ontology annotation, biological process: tRNA pseudouridine synthesis.
UUUUUCUUUUAUCUUUGAGCUAUCUGGGAUUGAUUAGCUUUGGCUAAUGCAUGAGGCUAAAACAGAAUGCAAGCGCGGAUGUAUUUUGGACGUGCAUCUGCCAGAUUUCCUUAAUAUAUUUAUUUUUGUUAUUUAACCACGUCAGUCAUGCUGCCACUGAAGGAAAAGGAUAAACCCAUCAUCCAGAAGCUGCUGUCAGCUGGCUGCUGCGCCCGCUGUGUUCUCAGAUUUUGUUGUGUGAGUGUUCAGGCAGCCUACCAACAACCACAACAGGAGACACUUAAAGAACUUAAAGCUUUCAUUGUGGAUGCAGCACACAGCAAAGUUCAAGACUCCACGGAUAUAAACAACUCCCAUGAUGCAACAGGAUCAGAAACGUCUGAAGACCCACCCAGUAAAAAAGCCAAACUUGACUCCAGUGAAUCGUCUGCUCAGACGGACGCUGCUGCUGCUGCUGAUGAGGAUGACGAUGAUGCUGAUGAUGAGGACGUCAGAUUGAAGCGCGAGGAAUUACGUGUGUGUGUUGUGUGUUUUGGAGUUCUGCAGGAUUUCAGUGACACAGUCCAGGUGAUGAAGAUCGCAGAGACGGUGAAGAUGCAAGGCUACGAGUUCUCCACGCUGACGCUGUCCGUCUCUCUGCCUGCGCAGCUGUAUGUCCGCGAGCACUCCUGUUGGCUCCAUGUGAAGAAUGAAAUAAGACAGAAGGUGAUGGUGCUUGACAAAAGUGAUGUCAUCCAGGUAAAAGAGGCCUUCAAAUGGAUCAUACAGGGUCUGGUUGCUAAGGAGCUGGGGGGCGUUGCUGUGGUUACCAAGAGCAUGUUUGAGGUCAGCAUGGCGUUUACUCACCCAGAGACGGAGUCCGACUGCCACUUCCUACGAACCGCUUGUCCUGACUGCUUCACUUCAACCAAGAACAAGCAGUCUGUCUUCACUCGCAUGUCUGUGGUCAAAGCUCUGGAGAAAAUAUCUGAUGCCAAGUUUCUGAGGCAUUACCCUUGUCCUCCCAAGCAGCCAACCAGCAGAUGCAUCUCUCGGGAUGUCCAGUGUCUCCACAUGUCCGUCUUCGUAGCCGGCAGGUACAAUAAAUUCUGCCGCAGUCUGCCUCAGACUCCCUGGGUGAUUGAUGGAGAGAGGAGGAUGGAGUCCUCGGUGGAGGAGCUGAUUGCAACACCCAUCCUGUCUGCUUUCCGAGCUGACGGAUUUAAUUUCUCCUCAUCUGGGAGGGAAGACGUGGACGUCAGGACUCUGGGAAACGGACGUCCAUUUGCACUGGAGCUGCUGAAUCCACACAGAUCCAGACUCAGCAAAGUGGAGAUGAAGCAGCUGCAGGAGACAAUAAACACAUCUUCAGACAAAAUCAGAGUAAGAGACCUGCAGAUAGUUUCCAGAGAGGCAAUGAGUCGGAUGAAGGAGGGAGAGGAGGAGAAGACCAAGUCAUAUACAGCAUUGGUCUGGACCCAGAGGCCCAUCCAGAGAGAUGACAUCGCCUUUAUUGAUGACAUUAAGGAUCUGACUCUAAACCAGAAGACCCCUCUGAGGGUUUUGCAUCGACGGGCUCUGGCCAUCCGGCAGCGAGUCAUCCACAACAUGAACACCCGCUUCCUGGACUCUCAUCACUUUUACCUGGGCCUGAAAACCCAGGCUGGGACAUAUAUCAAAGAGUUCGUCCAUGGAGACUUUGGCCGCACAAAACCGAACCUGUGUCAGCUGCUGAAGACGGACACGGACAUCGUGGAACUGGAUGUGGAGUCUGUGGACGUGGACUGGCCUCCUGCCGUACCAGAGUGACGCCCACGCUGACCUUGUAUGGAGACGCCUGGUGCAGCUGGAGGUGGGCUGACUCAGCGAUGAGGAUGGAGGACUAACAGGAUCUCCGAGCGGCCGGCUCUGUGCAGCCUCAUCUGUUUAGCUUCCGUAUUGUUUUUUUUAAGUCGGAGGUGACUAUCUUCAGUUUGAUCUCAGGACAUGUUUAUUAUACGCCAGCAGUGGUCGCUUUCUGUUGUGUUUUGCAUCAGUAGCCAUGAAAGGCAUCAUUGAGUUUAUUUUUCAAUAAAAUCCAGGUGGUGUCGUCCUGA